AUGAGGAAAGCACGUUUGUUGCCUUGGUUGCUGAGAAGCGCAUAGCGGGCUUUGAUACGCGCGACGUUAACCGGUCGGUCGGUUUUGCUGCUACUAUUCUUCGCUGUACGAAGUACGUGACUCUUCUUUUCCUUUCUAAGAAAUAAUAUUUACGAAAGAAAUUGAUGACGAGCAUGGCAACAUCAAGAAAGACCAGAUCUUAUAUACCCACGGACAUUGAUUCAAUUGUAAGAAUGACGUGGGAUGAGAAUAAGGAUAGCGAUCAGAUGAAGAACAGUUUAACCUCGUACGAUGACACGUUGAUAAACGGCAAAAGCAACGGUUAUACCGUAAUGCGGAGCAACGGACACGCACGAUUUUCCAAGAAUCAAAGAAGAACUGAUAUAAAGGAACAAUCAAGAUUGAAAGAAUCGUUUGAGAAAGUUCCAUUUAUAACCGCAGCACUCACACAUCUUGGUUUUUACAUUCUUAUGAUUUUAGGUUUCAUAAAUCAAUUAUUCUUUAUACCAAAAGUGGCUCAAGAACAAAACCGACAGGGUUAUGCGCCACUUUAUGAAAAUUUUGAAAAGUUUUAUCUCUUAUAUGUCUACAGAAGAGUAAGAGAUUGUUGGAAUAGACCAAUAUGUUCUGUUCCAGGUGCGAUGGUUACAUUAAAAGAUCGUGUCACUCAUGAUUAUGGAUGGACAUUCCAGUUUACUGGAUCUGAAAGAUCUUGUAUAAAUUUAGGAUCUUACAAUUAUCUAGGCUUUGCAGAAUCAAGCGGAGCAUGUGCGGAACAAUCUAUCAUGGUUCUCCAAAAAUUAGGUUGUAGCAGUUGUAGUACUCGACUUGAAUUAGGAAAUGCACCUAUCCAUGAAGAAUUAGAAAAAUUAACAGCUUCAUUUUUGGGAGUUGAAGAUGCUAUAGUAUUUGGGAUGGGAUUUGCAACGAAUUCAUUAAAUUUACCAUCCCUUGUCAGCAAAGGCUGUUUGGUACUUAGUGAUGAGAAAAAUCAUGCGUCACUCAUUCUUGGAUUACGAUUGUCAGGAGCAACAAUACGUGUUUUUCACCAUAACAAUGUAAAGCAUUUGGAGGAUCAUUUAAAAAAAGCAAUAGUUUAUGGUCAACCAGGAAAUGGUGAACCAUGGAAGAAAAUAAUUAUAGUAGUUGAGGGUAUUUAUUCGAUGGAAGGAUCAAUAGUCCACCUUCCUGAAAUAUUGGAACUGAAAAAAAAGUACAAAGCCUAUCUUUACGUGGACGAGGCUCAUAGUAUAGGGGCAAUAGGAAAUCAUGGACGAGGAGUUUGUGAUUAUUAUAAUAUAGAUCCACGGGAAGUCGACAUACUUAUGGGAACAUUUACGAAAAGUUUUGGAUCUGCUGGCGGAUAUAUAGCUGGAACAAAGACUUUAAUAAAUUAUUUACGGGUACAUGGUCAUGCUCACACUUACGCAAUUGCAAUGUCACCUCCCGUCGCCCAACAAAUUAUCGCAUCUAUGAGAAUCAUCUCGGGCGAGGAUGGAACUGAUGCUGGAAAGAAACGUAUCAAACAAUUGGCAAGAAAUGUCAGAUACUUUAGACGUAGACUAAAUCAAAUUGGAGUUAUCAUUUAUGGAAAUGAAGAUUCGCCGGUAGCGCCGAUGCUAGUAUAUUUAUUUUCCAAAAUUUGGACGGUAGUACGUAGUUUUACAAAAUAUAAUAUAGCAACAGUCGGUGUUGGAUUUCCUGCAACACCUCUAAUGGCAGGAAGAAUACGUUUUUGCCUUUCUGCUUCGCACACGAAAGAACAAUUAGAUCAUGUAUUAUUACACGUUGAAAAACUAGCUGAUAAAUUAGGACUCAGGUAUUCGCGCAAACCCCGUGAUCCAAAUCCUAUAGAAUAUUAUUCUGAUAGUGAAACGGAAUGACCUACCUCGUAGCUUAGUAAAUCUUUAAUUAGUUUAGUUUUCUUUCUUUCCAAGAUAUUAGGAUAUCUCCAAAAGCUUUAAAGCAACAACAAUAUAUCUUUAUAUAAGGCUUGUAUGAUAUACCAAAAAUGAAAAAUAUAAGUAUUAGGUCACUUAGA
This is a messenger RNA of Vespa velutina, 2041 nucleotides long. It is a transcript of the gene lace, whose product is annotated as serine palmitoyltransferase 2. The record is from RefSeq and is a predicted model, not a curated record. Lineage: Eukaryota; Metazoa; Arthropoda; Insecta; Hymenoptera; Vespidae. Gene Ontology annotation, molecular function: serine C-palmitoyltransferase activity; pyridoxal phosphate binding. Gene Ontology annotation, biological process: ceramide biosynthetic process; sphingosine biosynthetic process. The transcript has 11 exons. Bases 165 to 1883 code for a protein of 572 amino acids. Gene Ontology annotation, cellular component: serine palmitoyltransferase complex.